This is a messenger RNA of Racocetra persica, 193 nucleotides long. The record is from the annotation of a GenBank genome assembly. NCBI's taxonomy places the organism in Eukaryota, Fungi, Glomeromycota, Glomeromycetes, Diversisporales, Gigasporaceae.
AUGUCGUCUACAAAAAAGGCAACUCCAGCUGGAAUCGUUACCACCGAAACUAACGAACGCGUUAUUCCUGCUAGCCGACGCGCAGACGGUAGUCUUCGUAAGGAGCGCCGUGUCCGCCCGGGAUUCGUUCCCAAAGAAGAUAUAAUACGGUACAAAAAUAAAUUCGUAGCAGAAAGUGAACCCGUGAAAACAA